Messenger RNA from Anastrepha obliqua, 732 nucleotides. RefSeq lists its product as uncharacterized. The record is from RefSeq and is a predicted model, not a curated record. The transcript has a single exon. Lineage: Eukaryota; Metazoa; Arthropoda; Insecta; Diptera; Tephritidae. The coding region runs from base 1 to 732 and encodes 243 amino acids.
AUGACUAGCGUCGAAAAGGGAAGCCAGACUGUUCUAUUAGCUACAGCACGUGCUCACGUCAUCGGCAAGGAUCUCAAGCAACGGGUGUCUCGUGUAUUAUGCGAUCCUGGAUCUCAAGUAAGUCUGAUCUCGGAAUGUUUGGCUAAUGGUUUGGGUCUUUAUAGGAGCAAGUGUGAGAUUAUGGUGGAGGGAAUUAAUGGAGUUGCAUGUUCGAGGACCAAGGGUAGCGUCCGAUUUACGAUAAAAAGCAUUUUUUCUAAAUUUGAACUGGACAUUCAUGCAUUGGUUAUUGGUUCGAUCACUUCAGUUACACCAGCGGUUAGUGUCGAUAUUGGGCAAUGGAGACAUUUGGCAAAUCUCCAAUUGGCAGACCCAUAUUUUGGUACUCCGGGUCAUGUUGAUGUACUUCUUGGUGCUGAUGUCUGGGGUUCGAUUGUAGAAGGGGAUGUCAUACAUGGAGGGUAUGAUGAACCUCACGCACAGCUUACCCGACUUGGUUGGGUUGUAUUUGGGCCAGCGUCCGUUCAGGGCCAUUCUAGUACAACAGUUGGCAAUUAUUGCGCGCAGAUUAGAGACGAGUCUUAUUUGGAGGAUCUCAUUUGUAAUUUUUGGAAGCUCGAAGAAGUACCGGUGACAACUAAAUGCUCGGAUGAUGAAUGCGAGCGGUUCUUUGCCACUACACACCAACGUAUGGCCGACGGACGCUAUGUUGUGAGAUUACCAUUCCGUUAA